AUGGAUUUGAUGGCGAGUUGCAAGGACAAGUUGGCAUACUUUCGAGUAAAAGAGCUCAAGGAUGUCCUACAACAAUUAGGGGCUUCCAAGCAGGGGAAGAAACAGGAUCUUAUUGAGCGGAUAUUGAAGGUUAUUGCUGAUGAUCGAGUGUCGGGAUCCUGGGCGAAGAAAAAUAAUAUUUCGCCACAAGAUGUAGCAAAAUUAGUGGAUGAUACUUACAGGAAAAUGCAGGUGCCAGGAGCGACUGAGUUAGCCUCUAAAUCACAAGGUGUCUCUGAAAGUAGCAGCAUACGCUUCAAAGAGGAGCCUGAAGAAUCUUAUCAGAUUGAAAAAGUCCGCUGCCCCUGUGGAAGCUCUUUGCAGAAUGAAACAACUAUUAAGUGUGAAGAUCCAAAAUGCGGAGUGUGGCAGCACAUUGGCUGUGUUGUAAUUCCAGAAAAGUCUGGCGAUUGUGCCUCACCUGUUCCUCCAGAAACAUUUUACUGUGAACUCUGUAGACUGAGUCGUGCUGACCCCUUCUGGGUGACAAUUGCCAAUCCCCUUUAUCCUGUGAAGUUACUGAUUACUAGUAUUCCUGCUGACGGCUCCAAUCCUGUUCAGAGCAUUGAGAAAACAUUUCAGCUGACUAGAGCCGACAAGGACCUAUUGUCAAAACAGGAAUAUGAUGUCCAGGCCUGGUGCAUGCUUCUCAAUGACAAGGUUCCAUUCAGGAUGCAGUGGCCACAGUAUGCGGAUCUACAAGUCAAUGGUGUACCAGUGCGUGCAAUUAACCGGCCAGGAUCACAGUUACUAGGUGCCAAUGGUCGAGAUGAUGGACCUAUUAUCACGCCUUGCACUAGAGAUGGAAUUAAUAAAAUUUCCUUGACUGGAUGUGAUGCUCGCGUUUUUUGUCUUGGUGUCAGAAUUGUGAAGCGCCGGACUGUUCAGCAUAUUAUGAACUUGAUUCCUAAAGAAGCUGAAGGGGAGCGAUUUGAAGAUGCAGUUGCUCGUGUGAGACGAUGUGUUGGUGGUGGCAAUGCUACAGAAGCUGCUGAUAGUGACAGUGACUUGGAAGUUGUAGCUGAUUUUAUCCCUGUGAAUCUUCGGUGUCCUAUGAGUGGUUCACGAAUGAAGGUUGCUGGAAGAUUUAAACCAUGUGUUCAUAUGGGAUGUUUUGAUCUUGAGGUGUUUGUGGAAAUGAAUAUGAGGUCUAGGAAGUGGCAAUGCCCAAUUUGUCUCAAGAAUUACUGCUUGGACAAUAUCAUCAUAGACCCAUAUUUUAAUUGCAUCACUACUAAGUUGCGGAGUUUUGGAGAAGAGGUGAAUGAGAUCGAAGUGAAGCCAGACGGAUCUUGGCGGGCAAAGUCAGAUGGUGACCGUAGGGCCCUUGGGGAUCUUUGGCUGUGGCAUGCACCUGAUGGUUCUCUUAGUGUGUCCAUGGAGGUAGACUCAAAAACAAAACCAGAUGUUCCCAAGCAGAUCAAGCAGGAAGCCGGUUCUGAUGGGCAUCCUGGUCUGAAACUUGGAAUGAAAAAGAACAGAAAUGGUGUCUGGGAGAUUAGCAAACCAGAAGACAUGCAGACGUUUUCUUCCGGAAAUAAACUUCAGGAGGAGUUUUACCCAAGACAAAACAUCAUUCCCAUGAGCAGUAGUGCUACUGGCAGUGGGAAAGAUGGUGAAGAUGCCAGUGUAAACCAAGAUGGUGCUGGGAACCUUGACUACUCUACUGCUAAUGGGAUUGAACUUGAUUCAAUGUCUCUAAACAUUGACCCAAAUUAUGGAUACAAUGGUCGAAACUCCUCGGUUCCUUUGGGGGAUCCUGAGGUUAUUGUCCUUAGUGAUUCAGAGGAAGAAAAUGAACCCAUUGUUUCUUCUGGUCCUGUCUACAACAAUCUUCGGAGUGAUGGCGGUGGAGUAUCUUAUCCAGUUGCUCCACGUAUCAUUCCUGAUCACUACUCAGAAGACCCUGUCCUUAAUACAGGAGUUAAUGGUCCUUUCCAUACAAAUGAUGAUGAUCUAAUGCAAAUGUGGUCUCUAUUACCUUCUGGUAGUCAAACAGGUGCUGGUUUCCAGUUAUUUGGUUCUGAUGGAGACGUCUCUGAUGCUUUGGUAGAUAUGCCACCAAGUUCUGCUGCUUGUCCUUCAUCUAUUAAUGGCUAUACUCUGGCUGGGGAGACUGCAAUGGGUUCUGCUGCUUUUGUUCCCGAGUCUUCUUCACAACACCCUCAUGGUAAUAUCAGUGAGGGUUUGGUUGAUAAUCCCUUAGCAUUCAAUGGUAAUGACCCAUCCCUCCAAAUAUUUCUCCCUACGAGGCCUACAGAUGCAUCUGCACAGGCUGAAUUUAGGGAUCAGCCGGAUUUGUCAAAUGGUAUUCAUACUGAAGAUUGGAUUUCACUCAGUUUGGGGGGUAGUAGUGGAGGGGUAAAUGAUGGUACUGCAGCUGCUGGCGGGAUAAAUACGGGGCAGCAAUCGCAAUCAAAACAAGAUGGUGCCUUGGACUCAUUAGCUGAAGCUUCUUUACUUCUUGGCAUGAACGGUAAUAAAUCUGCAAAGGUUACCAGGGAAAGAUCAGAUAGCCCCUUUACAUUUCCUCGGCAGCGGCGAUCCGUGAGACCAAGGUUAUAUUUAUCAAUUGAUUCAGACUCUGAAUGA
Molecule: messenger RNA, 2631 nt
Organism: Oldenlandia corymbosa var. corymbosa
Lineage: Eukaryota; Viridiplantae; Streptophyta; Magnoliopsida; Gentianales; Rubiaceae
Source: the annotation of a GenBank genome assembly